CCCAAGUCCCAUCUCGAUCAGUUUACACGUAGAAAAAAUUCCACGGAUCACCGAUCACUGAUCCAUCUUUUUUGUCACUCGCACACACCCUUUCUUUCCGUUCUCAAACUCACUCACACUCUCUCUACUGCUAGAUUCGACGAUUCCCGAAGUGCCUUCCUCCUCCUCCUCCUUCUUCCCCUCUAAUCGGAUCCAAAUCCAAAUCCAAAUCCAGUUCAAAGAAGAUGCAAUACAAGAACCUGGGGCGAUCUGGCCUGAAGGUGAGCCAGCUCUCCUACGGCGCGUGGGUGAGCUUCGGGAACCAGCUGGACGUGAAGGAGGCGAAGGCCCUCCUACAGUGCUGCCGCGACCACGGCGUCAACUUCUUCGACAACGCCGAGGUCUACGCCAACGGCCGCGCCGAGGAAAUCAUGGGCCAGGCCAUCCGGGAGCUCGGCUGGAAGCGCUCCGACAUCGUCGUCUCCACCAAGAUCUUCUGGGGCGGGCAGGGCCCCAACGACAAGGGCCUCUCGCGCAAGCACGUCGUUGAGGGGACCAAGGCCUCACUGAAACGCCUCGAAAUGGAAUAUGUCGAUGUUCUCUACUGCCACCGGCCGGAUACCUCUACUCCGAUCGAGGAAACCGUGAGGGCCAUGAAUCAUGUUAUUGAUAGGGGCUGGGCCUUCUACUGGGGCACUAGCGAGUGGUCUGCUCAGCAGAUCACCGAGGCCUGGGCUGUGGCACAGAGAUUGGACCUUGUUGGUCCUAUUGUUGAACAGCCUGAGUAUAACCUCCUGUCCAGGCACAAGGUUGAGUCUGAGUUUCUUCCUCUGUACACCAACUAUGGCACAGGCCUCACUACAUGGAGUCCUCUUGCCUCUGGAGUGCUCACUGGGAAAUAUAAGAAAGGAGUUAUACCACCGGAUAGCAGAUUCGCUUUGGAAAAUUACAAAAAUCUGGCGUCAAGGUCGCUUGUUGAUGAUGUGCUUAGGAAGGUUGAUGGAUUGAAGCCGAUUGCGGAUGAGCUUGGUGUGCCAUUGUCUCAGCUUGCGAUUGCGUGGUGUGCUGCUAAUCCUAAUGUUUCCUCGGUUAUCUGUGGUGCUACAAAGGAGUCUCAGAUUCAAGAGAACAUGAAAGCAAUCAAUGUCAUUCCAUUACUGACUCCUGUUGUGAUGGAGAAGAUUGAAGCUGUUGUUCAAAGCAAGCCAAAGCGCCCUGAAUCAUACCGAUGAAUUGAAGUUUUUCCAUGGUGGACACAUAUAUGCAUUAGAUGGGAGGCUCCGUCAUCCCCGUGCACUUAGAGUGGAAAUUCUUGUUGAAAAUUAUUGGUGUGGUUGAUGUGAUUUCUUGGGACUUCUUUUCUUUGUCAUUUUUUCUUUCUGGCACUGAUUAUGCCUUCUCUUUUAUGGGUUCAAACUUUCCAAAUUGAUUUUGGAAGCAAAGGAUUUAGAUCUUGGAUUCUAGGUUUACAUAGGUCUUCCAGAUUAAUACAUACCCAUUGUUUGGAUAGUUUUAAUAUUUUUUGAAUAUGUCAAACUAUUAUUUGGAUUUUGAGAGUCCAAUCCAAAAUAUUUUUCUUGAACCAUCUAAUGGGACAAGGCAUGGUUAUUUUGA
Glycine soja is the source of this 1593-nucleotide messenger RNA. Its product is annotated as probable voltage-gated potassium channel subunit beta. The record is from RefSeq and is a predicted model, not a curated record. Lineage: Eukaryota; Viridiplantae; Streptophyta; Magnoliopsida; Fabales; Fabaceae. The coding region runs from base 225 to 1211 and encodes 328 amino acids. The transcript has 4 exons.